Cuculus canorus (common cuckoo) is the source of this 4264-nucleotide messenger RNA. RefSeq names its product phosphoinositide-3-kinase regulatory subunit 6 (gene PIK3R6). Gene Ontology annotation, cellular component: phosphatidylinositol 3-kinase complex, class IB. The record is from RefSeq and is a predicted model, not a curated record. Bases 582 to 2846 code for a protein of 754 amino acids. Gene Ontology annotation, biological process: G protein-coupled receptor signaling pathway; positive regulation of MAP kinase activity. The transcript is spliced from 20 exons. NCBI's taxonomy places the organism in Eukaryota, Metazoa, Chordata, Aves, Cuculiformes, Cuculidae. Gene Ontology annotation, molecular function: 1-phosphatidylinositol-3-kinase regulator activity.
GGAGGAGGGGGCCAGAAAGCAGAGGAGCCCUCACGAGUGUGAAUCAGGGAACUGAGCAGCUUCUACCUCUCGCUGGCACUUUUGCAGGGCUCGCUUUUACUGCACUGCCAUAUUUCCCCUCGACCCAUCUAUCGUCUCCCCACAGUCGCGUAUCAGCUGGGGCGCGUGAGCCCUUCCUGUUUCUGGGUAGAAAGCUUGUGGUCAGCGCUGAGCUCAGCCACAGGCACGCUGAGAGAGCCCUGCUCACGUUCUGCAGCGCUGAGCGUGGGCUCCAGUGCAGACGCCGCGGGGAUCGCUGCUUUGCCGUCUAACUCUCACCAGCUGCACCUCAGCUGAGGAUCCCAUGUCCUUCAGCUGCGCCUGAUCCGCUGCUGCCUCCUCCUCCUCAAAUGUGCCCGCUGGGAUGGUCCUGCGCCCCGAAGGGAGCUGUGAUCCUCAGAGCUAGAAGGACAUAAGAGAAGGUGAGACUCAGGACCCAAGGCCAUGCCCGUGUGGAGUGAGGAGCAGCUCUGCACUCACCCCGUCACCACAGACGCCCCGCGGCCACCGUGCCCAUCCCGUGCUGCAAACUCAGCUCAGCCAUGGAGAGCGCAGAGGUGGAGUCGGACAUCCUACGCCGUGUCCGCACGCUGCUGCGAGAGCUGGAUGGGCACCACCCCGCCUGCCAGUGUGACCGAGGGAUGCUGCGAUGGACCCUGCAUAAAAAGAUCGACCAGAAUCCCAGUAACAGCUCCGUCCUGGUUGGGAUCCUGGUGAAGGAGCUGGAAAGGGCGGAGCGAGGUGACUUCAGACAUUACAUCAUCCCCUUGCUGCACACGCUGAUGUACACCCUGAUAAAGGCUCCUUGCAUCUCUGAUGAGCUCUGCAGCAGAGUGUAUGAUUUCUGUAAGAAGCUGCUCACCCUGCCCAAGCCUUUCUGCACCAUUGGUUUGGACUAUGCCAUCAAGGUGAAGAUGGAAAGGACAGCACCAGGUACGUUGUACCAAAGGAUGGUCAUUUCCGAGCAAAGUCUUAAAAGUGACCCAUAUCCUUAUCAGGAAAAGAUUUUCAUCUUUGCUGAUCCUGAGCUGCUCUCUGAAGCUAUCUGCAAUGCACUGGUCACUGACACAGAGGCAGCUCAGGUCUCCCAGAGCCCCCGGGUGUGUAUGUGCUAUGUGAUCAUCCACGCCAUGCAGGCAGCCCUGGCCGAGGGCUGCGACGUCAGUGGCUUGAAGGCGACCCUCCAGGAUAUGCCCACAAGCGAUGUCGAGCACUGGUUCCAGCAAGUGGUGGCAGCAGUGGAGUGUGCAGGAAACGAAGAGAAUGCAGACCGCAACCAGCACGCAGCAAGGCUGGAAAAGAUUUACUGCACCAUCCUCAGGUCCCCACAAGCAGGCGAUGUUCCCCUGGGAGAGACGCAUGGUACCCCUCUGCCCAACCCCAACAUCAGCUUCCACCUCUGGACAGAAGACGACCAGCUCUGGAAGGAAUUGGUGUUGUUCAUCCGCCCGCUGACUCAGAGCUGUGAGCCUGACUGCCUAAGCCAGGACCUGGACAACUUUGAGAUCCAGGACAUCAUCUCGGACUGUGAGUGUUGUGAGCAGACUCGCUUCUCCGUGCUCUCCACGGACAGCGGCAUCGAGCGAGACCUGCCCGUGGCAGCCGAGGAACCACUCACCCCUUUCAACGCCGAGACAGAGCAAUCCCGGCUCCAGAGGAAGGGUGGCAUUAAAAAAAAGCCAUCACCACUGGAGAGCGUGGCCUUCCUGCAGGCUGGCUGCAAUGGUCCUGGGGCAAAACCCCCAGCAAAGCCACCGAGGAGACCAGGCAACCCCCCAGAGCCCAUGGCCCCACUCCAGAGGUUGCACACUGCCCGCAUUGUGCUGCUGGGAGAUGACCGGAUCCUGGGGCGCCUGACCCAAGCCUACCACUCUUUGAGGAAAAGAGAAACACGGCGAGUUUUCCUGACUCCCAGGCUGAACCUGCAGUUCUACUACAUCCCAGUCGUGACUGAGCAACCAGAUACCCCGACUGCCAUGGACCACGUUGCCACUGGCCAAGAAGAGUUGUGCGAGGUGGCUGGGUACCUGGGCAGAGCCGACCCAUGGUACGAGAGCAACAUCAACACACUGUGCCACAUGAUUCCCAAGCUGGCCACCAUGCCUUCCUCUCCGAGCAAACAUCUUGUGACUGAUCUGUUCAUCACUGACGUGAUCACUUACUACGUUCGCAUGGGCAUCCAGCCUGUCUCCUUCCAGGUCUAUGCUGUGAAGAUUUUCUUCAAUGACCCAGCCCAGGAGCCAGCCGAGGACGUGUUCCUCACAGAGCUGCGCACUCAGGUGCAGGAGAGCAUCUCCCACAAAGACUUAAGCACAACCAAGAAGAAAACGACCCUGGAUGGCCCUGGCAUAGAUCUCACAGCAACGUACAGAAAGGUUGUGCUGAGUGACCGGGCGAAGGAGCUGGUUAUAUCCCUGCGCUCCACAGGUCUGGUGAUGAAAUCCAUCCCCACCAAUGAGGCUGAAGACCUGGCAUAUCUGAAUGUGAACAUCACUGAGAUUGUUAAGAUCAACAACUUGUCAGGACGAUCUUUCUCAACUGUGACAAACAGGUUGAAAACACGCGAUAUCAAAAUCAGGAGCACAGAGCAGAGGCCUUUCAUGGUGUGUUUGGACAAGGAUGGCAGAAGAGUCUACAGGAACGUGAUCAGCAUGGAAGUGUCUCCUUGCCUAGAGCCCAGCUACUGCCUGCAAAAGACCAGGACAAUGAAAUUCAGCCUGCAUGAAGCAGAAGAUGUGGGGCUUGUGAAAUACAUGCCCAAGUGUCUGCUGUUGCCCAUCAACACAUUUUCAGGUGUCAUUCAAUGAAGAAAACAAGAAGAUGAUGGUGUGAGAGAUGUGACACUCGGUCAUCACAAAGGACAUGGAGAAAGAAAACACACUAAAAUCUACGAUCAGUGAUUUUUACAAUGGUAAUGGUGUAGAAAGCUGCAACAGCAGAGGAUGAUAGGGCUCAUGAAGGACCUUUGUGCCCUGCUGAAUGAUGAUGAUGAUCACCAGUAACAUCCCCCUGCCAAGAGGCAGAGCCUUGCCGACCUUUUGCACAAGUCACAGAAAACCUUGGACAUUAUUUCAGGAAGACCGGGGAAAGCACAGCUGAGAUGAUGGCUCUUGCUGUGCUCAUGGAUCAGAGAGCAGAUGCUAUCAGUGAUAUUUAUUAUGGUGAUGUCUCUCAGCCAGGCAGGAGAUCAGGGUUCUGCACAGCAAACUCCUCAUUCUGGCACAGGGUGGUGUAUUUGGGUAAAUCAGCAAUUAUUCCCCUGAUGGAUCUACGAAACCUCAUUGUAAGCCUGACCACAACUGGGAGAGCAUGAUUGUUCAACACAGCUUCUGCGGAGCCCGGUGGAAAACCUGCUGUUGUUUGAAAGGACUCACACAAAGUAAUGAUGGUGUGAAACAGGGACAUGGGAAACCUAGUGCAAUAUUUGGCAGUGAUGACCAGGGUGACAACAGCUCAGGCUGCCCAGGCGGUGCUGUGGGAUGUGCUCGGCUGUGAAUGGUAUAGAUCUGCUUGAAGAAGAAACCUUCAUUGAGCAGGCAAUGAAGUCUGCACAGCAGCAAUUUGACAUCUGAGCUGCAGUGGCUUCACUAUGCAACCUCAAAGAAUCACAGAAUGGUUUGGGCUGGAAGGGACUCUAAAGCCCAUCCAGUUUCAGCCCCCGUGCCAUGGGCAGGGACACCUCCCACUGGAUCAGGGGCUACAAGCCCCAUUCAACCUGGCCUUGAACACCUGGUCUGGGACUUCAGGAGCACCAGUUGCGUUCCUCCAUUUGUACACUCCAGGAACAACCAUCUGCAACCCCAGGAGCAGUGAACUCCUCCAUGAGGUCAGUCGGCAAUACCUCUACAACCCAGUCUGCCUUGCCAUCUUGGUUUGAUCUGUGUCUGCUGUGCAGGAAAGAGAUGCAGAAGAGCAAAGUAGCACUCCUGGGAAUGAUGGAUGGGCAGGAUACCUGCAAGACUUCUCCGUUCCUUUGCUCUGCUGCUACCACAGUACAGAAACUCUCCCCUGGUUUGCAGAUGGGCCAGGCUGAGAAGUGACAGUAUGACUUGGCUCAGAUGGACACAGUGUGAAGGAUGGUGAAGGAUGUGUGCUGUAGGAUGGUGCUGUAGGAGGGCUCUUUCUUCAUUCCAGGUUGUGCCUGACUGAAAUAAUGGAAGAAACACAGUGUGUAUUUAUUGACUUUCUGAAUGUGAUCUGUGGUUUCUGGGGUUUCUCCUUGGAG